CUGCAACACGGUGCGUUUUAACUCAAACGAAACGCAGUCGUAGUAGAUUGUAGAACCUUGAGGCGACGCCGUUUCGAACUUACGAAUCUAUCAUAUCCUUAAUUCGUCGCCGUCGUCGUCUGUGUCCCUCCCUGAUAUCAUUCGCCGGAGUGAUCGUUAAAGACUCAGAGAUACGAUCAUCAGUUCCAAUGGAUGUCUCCUUACCAGUAGAUAAAUUAUCUAUUGGAUCAACACCUGAGGACAAAACUUAUGUAGUGCUUGUGGCAACUGGGAGUUUCAAUCCUCCAACUUUCAUGCAUUUACGCAUGUUUGAGCUGGCGAGAGAUGCAUUACACUCAGAGGGAUCUCAUGUUAUUGGAGGCUAUAUGUCCCCUGUAAAUGAUGAAUACAAGAAGAAGGGGCUCUUAUCUGCAGAGCAUCGUUUAGAGAUGUGUAAUCUGGCCUGUAAAAGCUCCGACUUUAUAAUGGUUGAUCCGUGGGAGGCAUCCCAAGACAGCUACCAACGAACUUUGGUGGUUUUAUCAAGGGUCAAGACUUUCCUUACAAACAAUCGACUUGUACCCGAAGAAUCUCUCAAAGUCAUGCUAUUAUGUGGCUCGGACUUACUGGAAUCUUUCUGCACUCCCGGUGUGUGGAUCCCUGAACAGGUAAAGACUAUCUGUGAAGACUAUGGCAUUGUGUGCAUCCGUAGAGAAGGACAAGAUGUCGAAAAUAUCAUCUUUGGUGACAAAACCUUAUACGAAACUCGUGAUAACAUCAGAAUCGUCAACAAUUUUGUUCCUAAUCAGAUCAGUUCGAGUAGAUUAAGGCAAUGCAUUUCGCGAGGAUUAUCCGUCAAGUACUUGACUGAAGAUGGAGUAAUAGAUUAUAUCAGGCAAAAUCAACUAUACACUGAGCUCACAUGACAGAAGCUGAGAGGAUUAUUAAUUACUUGGUCAGAUCAAUAUUAUUACUACACAACCCAUUCAAAUAAUCGUGUGAUAAUCAGAUGUAAUACUGAAAUCGGUAAUUUAAUAUUAUUAAUUAUCAAGUUUCUGUAUCA
Molecule: messenger RNA, 1042 nt
Organism: Thlaspi arvense
Lineage: Eukaryota; Viridiplantae; Streptophyta; Magnoliopsida; Brassicales; Brassicaceae
Source: the annotation of a GenBank genome assembly